Molecule: messenger RNA, 2300 nt
Organism: Paramisgurnus dabryanus
Lineage: Eukaryota; Metazoa; Chordata; Actinopteri; Cypriniformes; Cobitidae
Product: E3 ubiquitin/ISG15 ligase TRIM25-like
Molecular function (GO): protein binding; zinc ion binding
Source: RefSeq, a predicted model, not a curated record
UAUAAACACAACCAGGAAAUUCAGGAGUUCAGGGAAACUGAAACUGUUGGACUGUUGUGUGUUUCGUCUUUCUUUCUGUGAGUACAUACAGUGAAAUGGCAGAAGCCAGUAUUUCAGUGGUUCAGGAUCAGUUCAUCUGUUCAAUCUGUCUGGAUCUACUGAAGGAUCCAGUGACCAUUCCCUGUGGACACAGUUACUGUAUGAGCUGUAUUACAGACUGCUGGGAUCAAGAUGAUCAGAAGAGAAACUACAGCUGCCCUCAGUGCAGACAGACCUUCACUACAAGACCUGAUUUAAAUAAAAAUGUGGUGUUUGCUCAGAUGGUGGAGAUGCUGAAGAAGACAAAACUUCAAACUGAUCGACCUUCUCUCAGUUAUGCUGAAGCUGGAGAUGUGAAGUGUGACGUCUGUACUGAGAGAAAACACAAAGCUGUCAAGUCCUGUCUGGUGUGUCUGAACUCUUACUGUCAAAAUCAUUUUAAACUUCAUGAGAAUUUAUUCAAAGGGAAAAGACACAACCUGAUAGACGCCACUGGACGACUUCAACAGAUGAUUUGCCCAAAACAUGAUAAACAAAUGGAAAUCUACUGCCGCAAUGACCAAUACUGUAUUUGUUAUCUGUGUACAAUUGACGAACAUAAAAAUCACGACACUGUAUCAGCUGCAACAGAGAGAACAGAAAAACAGAGAUUACUGGAGGACAAGCAGAGUAAACUCCAUCAGAGAAUCCAGGAGAAAGAGAAGGAGAUUCACGACCUAAGAGAGGCUGUGAAGAUUCACACGAUCUCUGCACAGACAGCAGUGGACGACACUGAGAGGAUCUUUACUCAACUGAUCCGAUCCAUUGAGAGAAGACGAUCUGAGGUGAUACAGCUGAUCAGAGAUCAGGAAAAGGCAGAAGUGAAUCGAGCUGAAGAUCUCUUAAAGAAACUGAAGCAGGAGAUUGAUGAUCUGAGGAGGAGAGACGCUGAGCUGGAGCAGCUUUCACAAACUAAAGAUCACAUCAGUUUCCUUCAGAGUUUUCAGUCUCUCUCUUCAUCUCCUGGAUCUUCAGACAUCAUCAUUUUCAGUUCUCUAACUUUUGAUGAUGUGAGCAAUUCUGUCACUAAACUGAAAGAAAAUAUGGAAGAUUGCUUUAAGAAAGAUAUUAAAAAGAUAUCUGACAAAGUUACAUGCAUUGAAAUUAUUCCCACCAAUGUACCGAAGACCAGACAGGAGCUUCUACAAAAUUUCUGUCUGUUCUCUCUGGAUCCAACCACAGCACAUAAAUGUCUCUGUCUGUCUGAGGAGAACAGAGUGGCUACUAACACUGGCACAGAGCAGCAGUAUCCUGAUCAUCCAGACAGAUUUGGUCAUUGGGAUCAGGUGUUGUGUAGUGAGAGUGUGAGUGGACGCUGUUACUGGGAGGUUGAGUGGAGUGAUAUAGUGGACAUAUCAGUGUCAUAUAAGAGCAUCAGGAGGAAGGGAAACACAUAUAAUAGUUUACUGGGAUGUAAUGAUCAGUCCUGGAGUUUGUGCUGCUCUUCCUCUCAAUGCUCUGUCUUGUACAAUGGCAGAAAGACAAAUCUCCCAGUAGUGUCCAGAUCUUCGAGAAUAGGAGUUUAUGUGGAUCACAGUUCAGGAUCUCUGUCCUUCUACAGCGUCUCUGACACAAUGACCCUCAUCCACAGAGUCAACACCACAUUUACUGAACCUCUCUAUCCUGGGUUUUAUGUUAGAGGAUCAGUGAAACUGUGUGAUCUAACAUUAUAAAUGAUAUACAUCAUGCACCAUACACUAUAACACACAAGUAAUAAUAAUAAAAUACAGCACGCUGAUUCCCACCCAACAUUUCAUGGUGGGGCCAAUGUAGGCAAUAUAUGGGCUUGAAAUAUAGACCCUAAGUGGGUUUGUCCAUGGGUUCUAUGCUGGCCCCAUCUGACUUAGCCCACAUGAACCUUAUGUAGAAACUGAACCCAAUGUGGACUAAACCAAUGCCAAUUAUGUUUAUGGUUGGGUUGAAGAAGUGAUAAAGAUAAUGAAGAUAUAACUGAAGUGAUGAUUGACCAUUAAUGAUAAACACCUGCUAGUAAUAAACAGAAUUACUAAAGAAAGAUAAACAAGAAAAGUAGAAAACAUAAACUUAUGCUAUGUUUAUUUCAUAUGUGUUAUAAAUCUUAUAAAAGAGAAAUAACAGAGGUUUAGCUCUAGUUCAGGGGUGGGGAACCCUGUUCCUGGAGGGCCACUGUCCUGCAGAGUUUAGUUCCAAGCCUAAUUAAACACACCUGAAAAAUCUAAUUCAAAUCUCCAGGAUUACUUUGA